UUUUGCUUUCUUCUUCUUCUCUUUGUUCCAAUCCACACCUUAAUAAAUUUGUUAUUUAAUUUAGUCCUUCCUAAUUUAAAACAUAACUAAAAUCAAUCACUUCUUUCAGCAAAUUUUUGCAUGAUAAUAUAAGAUUAUAGGCUAGGAUUGUAUUUUAUUUCAUCAUAAUUAUUUUUAUUAAUUAAAAUAAUUUUGUACAAAGAUAGUUAUACAUAUAAAAUGAACGAGUUUGAUGGUGGAAGAAGAGGAAGGGCAUGGAACUACUACACAAGUAGUUCAGAUAUUCCAACAGAUAUAGCAAACCCUCCUCAAAUAACACAGAGUUAUAAUUACAAACAAGAAGGACCGAGGAAAAAUAUAUGGGGAACGACAUCGUUUUAUGCCAUUUCAUUUGGGUUUGUAGCAACUGCUAUACUCAUAUCUAUGUUCCUAGUAAUGGCUAUUCUUCAGCGCCUAUAUAGGCCAACUAAUGAUCCUUCCCUCUCCUCUACUUCAUCAUCGUCUUCUCAGGAUGGGAGCAGCAUUGAGUCUGGAUCUUCGGCUAAACCAAGAAACCAUCACAAUGUGGUGAUGCCAACAUACGCAGCAAAUUACUCGGUAGUAAUGCCAGGACAAAAGUAUCCAACUUGUUUAGCUCAACCUGCUCCUCUUCUUCCUUAUCCAAGGGAAGGAUUUCGCUGGAACUCCCAUCGUUCUUUCGAUUGCUAGUAUAACAUACAUGUGCACGUAUUAUUUUCUCAUACUUUCUCGAGCUAGCCACAAUUUAUCUAGAAGAUAAACAAAAAUGUUUAUUGUAUGACAUUUUCGUAAAUAAAUCAACAACUUUA
Chenopodium quinoa (quinoa) is the source of this 827-nucleotide messenger RNA. RefSeq lists its product as uncharacterized. The transcript has 2 exons. NCBI's taxonomy places the organism in Eukaryota, Viridiplantae, Streptophyta, Magnoliopsida, Caryophyllales, Amaranthaceae. The record is from RefSeq and is a predicted model, not a curated record. Bases 220 to 708 code for a protein of 162 amino acids.